Molecule: messenger RNA, 1721 nt
Organism: Sorghum bicolor (sorghum)
Lineage: Eukaryota; Viridiplantae; Streptophyta; Magnoliopsida; Poales; Poaceae
Product: G-type lectin S-receptor-like serine/threonine-protein kinase At1g11410
Exons: 7
Coding region: 344-1495 (383 amino acids)
Biological process (GO): protein phosphorylation
Molecular function (GO): protein kinase activity; ATP binding
Source: RefSeq, a predicted model, not a curated record
CGCUCGUUGCCCGUCCUCCGACGCUUGUUUGAUGCAGCGGUGAGGUCAACGGCUUCAGAGCCGAACCCGCCCGCUCGCCGGAGACCUUGGCGGCACUCGAAUAUCUGGCCGGGCGAUGUUGAGGGAGGAGGCCGCCGACCCUAAGCGACACCACGUCGCCGGUCAAUUCCUCUGUCUGCUCUGAAGUUGACCAAACGGUUCUGUUGAAAAGAGGAGCGUUAGCGAUUCUUGGCCUGCAAAAGGCACGCAAUUUCCUGUUUGACCUGCAGUCAUAUAUGCCAAGCAUAAAAGCCUGAUGUAUUGGGUGUAUUGGUAGUGAGGUACUAGCUUCCUGAUUAGCACCAUGCAUUUCUGCGUGUUUGGUUUCCUGAAGAGGCAGAUCAUCAAGCAAAUAGGCGCACGGAGAAUACAGAAACCAUUAUUUCAGAUUGCUGGAGAAGAUAGAUCAACAUCAGCUGCAGAUGACAACAUAUAUGAAGAUGAUUCGGUGAAAAGAUCAAUUUUGAGCUCACCAUUAGUUGAGUUCAGCACUGUUUAUUCAGCAACGAACAAUUUCAGUGAAAAGCUUGGUGAAGGUGGAUUUGGUCCAGUUUUCAAGGGGAUACUGCCAGAUGGCCAAGAGAUUGCUAUUAAGAGGCUAUCUAAAAGCUCUGGGCAGGGAUUGGAAGAGUUCAAGAAUGAGGUGACGGUGCUAUCCAAGCUGCAACACCGGAACUUAGUGAGGCUUUUUGGUUGUUGUAUUCAUGGAGAAGAGAAGAUGAUGUUGUAUGAAUACAUGCCCAAUAAGAGUCUUGACUCAUUUAUUUUCAAUGAAAGUAAGAGACUUGUAUUAGGCUGGAAAUUGCGAUACAAGAUUAUUCAGGGAAUUGGAAGAGGGCUACUGUACCUUCAUCAGGAUUCCAGGCUGAAAAUUAUUCACAGGGAUCUCAAAGCAAGCAAUAUUUUACUAGAUGAUGAUUUCAACCCCAAGAUAUCCGACUUUGGCAUGGCUCGAAUUUUCGGUGAACACCAGCUUCAAGACCUUACUCGUCGAAUUGUCGGAACCUAUGGUUACAUCUCCCCGGAGUAUGCAAUGGAGGGUAAAUUCUCUGACAAGUCUGACGUCUUCAGUUUCGGUGUGCUGGUCCUAGAGAUUGUGAGUGGCCGCAGGAACAGCUCUUUUGUCGAUGAUGAAUGGUCAAUGAACCUCUUGGGCUAUGCAUGGACCCUGUGGAAGGAAGGCAGUGUCUCAGAGCUUAUCGAUCCGCUUAUGGGAACAACAUACACUUACGACGAAGUCUGCAGAUGCAUUCAGGUGGGUCUCCUGUGCGUGCAGGAGUUACCAGCUGAAAGGCCAACCAUGUCCAUGGUGCUCAGGAUGUUGAGCGGUGAUGUUACGAUUCCGUCUCCCAAGCAAGCUGCAUUUUUUGUUGGAAGGGCUCCUCGUCUUCCUGCGGAUGACAACAGUACUGAAUCUGGGAAUCAAUUAACGUACACGGAUCUUCAGGGCAGAUAGUGUCAUUGUCUCAGGCUGCCCAAGUUUCACACUGUAUAUCGUCUUCCUAUUACUAAGUUUGUACGGAGUAUCUUUAUAAGCAGCAGGGGCAACUCCAGCUGAUCCCUAAAAAACAAAAAGUUUGUACGGAAUGUUUAGUUCAAAAAUAUAGUACUUGUAAGUUGUAACUCGUGAACUGUAUUCAUAUUUGGGAAUACUGAGUGCAUGUGUGUAUGUGUACACGUCA